This is a messenger RNA of Aspergillus neoniger CBS 115656, 1381 nucleotides long. RefSeq lists its product as uncharacterized. The record is from RefSeq and is a predicted model, not a curated record. The coding region runs from base 92 to 1054 and encodes 320 amino acids. The transcript has a single exon. NCBI's taxonomy places the organism in Eukaryota, Fungi, Ascomycota, Eurotiomycetes, Eurotiales, Aspergillaceae.
CCAGCCCCUUUUAAUCGUGUCUCCUCAUUGCCUACGGAGUACGGAAUCCACGUUUAUGCCGGGGUAGGCAACCUUCUCCAACUACAUAGCCAUGUCCAAUAUGAUUUCCUCGACUUUUGCCCCCAGUCUUUCGCGCCGGGACACCAAAUCCAGCAUCAGUCAUGAUCCAUCGGUGGGGUCCAUGCCACCCCCGUUAACGAGCGGUAGCGGAUCACUUGGGCCUCAAAGCGCAGCAGCAAUCUAUCAGCACAUCCACGAUAUGGCUGCUAAGCGGAUCUCUACACUGGGUUAUCUGCGGAAAGCGCACGAAGGCCGCAUCUAUUGGUUCAAUACAGUUCACUUUUCCCGGACCGAUAUCAGUCGACUGCCAUACUUUGAGCCCCGUAAACUCGCCCGUCGCGCCAUCAAUUACCUUCUUUUGGGCCUCUCCCUGCCUCCGAUUCUCGAUGUCAGCACGACACCCGUGGAAUUCCUUCGCGCACUCAGCACCCUCUUAAUUGAGUUCGAGGCUUUUCAGCAAGUGCAUCCUCCCGACGGCACCUCCUCCUCCACCCUCACUCGCGCCCGUAUCCCUCAGAUGUUCAAGCGCGCCGCUCACGCCGGCACGAAAGCGCGCCGCACCAGCUCGGCUACAGAAAUCGGCCUACCGAUACAAUCCAGUGACCCGUCAGAUUUGAAGUCAAUGGCGAGUAACUCAGCCAGCGCGGCGGCAGCGACCGUCUCGUUUCCGCAUACGGAGGCCUCGGAGCUCCUCCCCGGUGAGGAAUACACAUAUCUUCUGACGCCAUUAUUGCCAUUUGAACCGGACUAUUUCGAAACAUUCGUUACCUUGUGUGAUAUUCUCAUUGACUGUUACACGCGAUUGGUGUCGCUAGUCUUCACACCUUCAGUAUGUACUGUCGCACUGGGGGAAAUGUUUUCCAAGGCGGAUGCCAAGAUAAGGAAGAUUAUGGUGGCGGGGAUCAUACGCGAAUUUGAGGAUGCCAGCCGUCACCAGGCCAAGAGCGAACUCAACAGCGUUGGUCGCGUGGUUUUGGGCGGGUUGAUGGGCUGAUCUGAAACGGUGACAUGGGUUGUCAGGAUUCCACUCUCAAUUUCAUUGCCUCCGCUGGUGACGAACCGAAAUGCGGGCGCUGGCAGCUCCCUAACCUAUAGCUACUCAAGGCCAAUGAGAGGCAAGUGAUUGAGUCAACUCAACAUCCAGCAAGCGCUAUCCCAGUCAAUACGUACACCACCAAUGUCGCUACCACAGUGCGCCUCAGUAAGGCGAAUCGGCGAUACUUGACUCAAACUCUCGUCCCAUAUAUACAACACGGCAUGCGACAAUUACCAAGGAACCUGAUAUCGUUCUAUUGAUUCCUUGUCUGAGUUUGCCCGUUGA